AUGGCAUCGGCAGGAACAUCAGCCUCUUCAGUCAACUCAACCACUCCAAUGACAAACGAAACAAGACGACCUGUUCAACGAAAGAAAAAGGCUGCAAGAGCUUGCAUACACUGCCAAAAGGCACACCUGACAUGCGAUGAUUCACGUCCAUGCCAACGAUGUAUUAAACGUGAUCUAGCAUCCACAUGUACCGAUGGUGCAAGGAAAAAGGCAAAAUACUUGCAAGAUGUACAAGACCCAUUGAUCAAUAACAAUGAACAACAACAAUUCACACCGCUCGCGCAUACCCCUGGUGCAUUAAGUGAAGUAUCAGCUGACAGUAGCAUGACAACCACCAUGGAUACCACCAGUUCCUUUGUAAGCGAUGCCAUUGGCAACGGCGUUACUACGGCAAGUGGUUCCGCGGGAGGCGGAUUUGAUUUUGACAACAACAGCAGCAACUAUGGAUUUGGUUCCUCGGCUACCAACUUGGAAUAUUCGUUUCUUUCUAAUAUGCUUGGAACAUCUUUUCUCGAUUCUACAACACCGGAUCUACCAUUAUGGGCUACUUCGACACAACAGCAAUCACCAACAACAUCCGUCAACACCACACCAAGUAGUAGUAGUCAACAACAGCAACAGUCGAUGGAUCCAAUGAUGAAUCCUUUUGGUGACACCAUGCUAUUUGACCACCACCAACAGCCUUCUCCGACUAUUACAUCAACCAAGACCACCACCUCCUCCUCAACCGCUUCAACUCCUACAACAACACCACAUCUCCAUCCUCAUCAUCAUCAUCCUGCUUUGACUCAAUAUGGUCAGGGUGCAGUAUUGGCUAAACAAGGUAGCCCUAUUGCUGGACCUGUGGGCGUACGACGACGUAACCAGCUCAUCACUCCCGAAAUGGCCUAUGCAAGUGCUAAGAAACCUUUCAGUUAUGCUGAUGGAUACCAUUACCUUAUCAACUAUGUCCGACAAAAAAUGACACGAGAAGAUCUAAUGCGAAUCAGCCGAGCAUUGGCCCUAUUUCGACCCAGUGUGUUUUCAUCCAUGAUGAAUUUGACGGAGAGCGAUUUGAUAUUCACUGAGAAAUGUCUACAACGCACAUUGCUGGAAUAUGAAAAGUUGAUCAGUUAUUCGGGUACCCCAACGGUGGUGUGGCGGCGCACAGGCGAAAUUGCCCUUGUUGGUAAAGAAUUCUCUUUGCUGACGCAAUGGUCCAGAGAUGCAUUAUUGAGCAAAAAGACUUACAUCUACGAGCUCAUGAGUAAUUCAUCCGCCGUUGAGUACUGGGAAAAAUACGCCUUGCAUGCCUUUGACAAUACCGAUUCCGCUGUUUACAGCUCCUGUAUCUUGCUCAGCCCAACCAAACGUGUAGUACCAUGCACCUUUUGCUUUACCAUCAAACGUGAUAUUUUUGAUCUGCCAAGUGUGAUUAUUGGCAAUUUCUUGCCUAUAUUGAGUUAA
Molecule: messenger RNA, 1446 nt
Organism: Lichtheimia ornata
Lineage: Eukaryota; Fungi; Mucoromycota; Mucoromycetes; Mucorales; Lichtheimiaceae
Exons: 9
Coding region: 1-1446 (481 amino acids)
Biological process (GO): regulation of DNA-templated transcription; cellular response to starvation
Cellular component (GO): nucleus
Molecular function (GO): zinc ion binding; RNA polymerase II transcription regulatory region sequence-specific DNA binding; DNA-binding transcription factor activity, RNA polymerase II-specific
Source: RefSeq, a predicted model, not a curated record